CACACACUGGUCACACACCAUCACCUGAGUGUGUGUGUGUGUGUGUGUGUAUUUUACUGCAUGAGCGGCUACGCACUUGGACGCAAACACAUCCAGAGACACGAUGUGACACUCUUUACGCAUUUGGAGAGCGGUGCGCACUGAGAACGCGCCGUUGCACCGCGGUGAUCUGGCUGUUUUGGGGGACGCCUGAUGCUGCUGGGGUGAAAGUCCAGGGAUGCUGCGGCUCGUCUGGCUGCCGGAGUGCCGCCGCGCAACGUGGGGCUGCGCCCUCCACAGCUGCUGAACGGCGGAGGCGCGGAUCGUUUUUGCUGCGAACAUGAUUUGACUCAUCAACAGGGGAAUCACCCGCUAUGCAUCACUCAGGGGACGUCUGAGCGUCUCCUGCGGUGGUAUCGCUCGCUGCUGGGGCUUGUGGGAGUGCGUGGUCUUCCUCUUUUCCCAGCCUGCAAGAUGGGGAAUAGUUUCUCCAAUUUGGCUGCAUUCCAGUCCCUGCACAUAGUCAUGCUGGGGCUGGACUCCGCAGGUAAAACCACCGUGCUGUACCGGCUGAAAUUCAACGAGUUCGUCAACACGGUGCCCACCAUCGGCUUCAACACGGAGAGGAUCCGGCUGGGGGGCGCGGGGGCCUCCAGGGGCAUCAGCUGCCACUUCUGGGACGUCGGGGGCCAGGAGAAGCUGCGGCCCCUGUGGAAGCCCUACAGCCGCUGCACGGACGGUAUCGUGUACGUGGUGGACUCCGUGGACGCCGAGAGGCUGGAGGAGGCCCGGACUGAGCUGCACAAGAUCACCCGGUUCUCGGAGAACCAGGGGACCCCGCUGCUGGUCAUCGCCAACAAGCAGGACCUGCCCCGGGCGCUGGAUGUCGGGGAGAUCGAGAGGCAGCUGGCCCUGGCCGAGCUGAGUCCCUCCACCCCGUACCACGUCCAGCCGGCCUGCGCCAUCAUAGGCGAGGGUCUGGACGAGGGCAUGGACAAACUGUAUGAGAUGAUAGUGAAGAGGAGGAAGUCACUGAAGCAGAAGAAGAAGAGGCAGUGAUGACACUUAUGGAUGAUUGAUUGGGUGGCAAAAAAAAACAGAUUAAUCUUUACUAUAGAAAUAUUCUAGGAUGGAUUCUAGUGAUAUUUUUUAAGUGAUAGAAUACGUAGCAGAUAAAAAACACCAUGAAGCAUAAAUAUCAUUGUUAUGACUUGCAGAAACAUUGCAAGUCUCCAUGAAUGAUGGCAGAAAUAUAUAUGCAGUGAUGCCACAAGCAGUAUAAACUCAUCCACAUCCAUAUGCUCCUGUAGGAAUGUUAGAGAGGGACACAGCUCAGAUAAAACGCCUGAUUUCUUUUAGUUUAUUUGCAGUAAACAAGUAGAUGAUCCUAUGAUGUAAACUCUCAAAAUAAUCACAACAAAUCCAUGGGAAAAUAUUGAUGUUUGCCUUGAUUGAUGACUGUUUGGAGCUCCUGUAGAGGGAGGCGGUGUCUCUAUGAACUGUGGUAAGUCCCUGACGUGGGGAUAUUAAUAUGAUUGCUUCAUUAGGGGGUGCCUGCAUUAGAGCAGAGAUGUGGUAUACAGAGUGUGGACCUACUGGCAGGGCUCCCUGUUGCUGCUGCUGCUGGUGGGAGCCGUGCACAGAUGUGUUGUAAAUGUGAUUAGGGAUGCACUGGUGCACAGGCUGGUGUUCAGAGCCGUGGGAUGGUGUUACGCCAAAGACGACUCCCCUGGGAAGACACACAAACGGCUCGAUCUCCUCUAUCCUCCGGUGUUUGGUAGUUUACUGCCACUUUGAGGUGAAACUAUAAAUCCAGAAGUGAACGAAUAAGACUCUGGCCGUAAAUCUUCAUUAUGAUUCUGGAGGUUUCUGUUAUAUGUUGACACGAGUAUAUAUGACACCAAUUAUCUCUUUGCAGAAUGAAAGCUGUUUUUGAAAGUAAUUAGCAAAAUGGCAGUGUUUGAAUCUUACCCCGUGACCGACCCCGGAUUUUUCCGGCUGUGUGUCUUAUCCCAGAGAAACCCUCUUUGAUUCCCCCUUGAGCUCUUCAGCUCUGAGAACAGCUGAUUCUGUCUUUACACAACACAGCAGAUGUCUGCCUUGGACUAUCUUGACCAUUUUAUCACUGCUUCCUCUGAUUCUUCGAACUCGUCUCAUGGUUCUCCUCCUGAUUUACAGCGAGAUUGUUCAGCUGUUCAUGUGGUGAUGCUGCUUUUCUUCCAUGAAAAAUAAGCAGUUGCCAUUUGUUAGUUUCCAGUGGGGUAUAUUUGCUACAGAAAGUCCUACAAAUAAUCUCCGACGGCACCAAUUUGAUGUCAAAUACUUGCACAUAAACCACUUUCAUGGCCAGAACAAAGAUAACAUGUGAACAAUAGCUUGUCUUGUUUUAUUGAACAGGUUCUUUAGUUUAAAGAGUAAAUCUAAAUCUAGCGUGAAUGUUCAAGUUGAGGCUGUAACUACUCUUUGUUUGCAUUAAGUGGAAGUCCCUACACACUUCUGACCAGUUGAUCAUUAAGAUUAACGAUUAAUCGACUGAUUGUUUCAGUCCUAGUUUCUUCUCCUCUUUCCCCACGUGUCUGAUUACACUGUUUAUAUCAUCCGCCAUCUCAAAAUGUUCAUACUUUUUUCCUGCUGACAAAAAGAACACACUUCGUAGUCGUCAGCGUAAAAGCGAAAUAUUUCAAAUAUAAAUUCAGAUAAACUGAAAAGGUCAGAAUUGUUAGAACAAAUUUAUUUAUCAUUUUAAUUGUGAAUCAGCUGUUUGUCAGAGUUGUUGAGAACGUGUUAUGAGUGCACCCCCGCACUGUGUCGACCUGCUGGCAGUGACAUGACUGAGACCAGGGGGGAAAGUGUCUUCCUGUAAUGACGACGUAGUGAAACCAACCAACAGGCUGGAACCUGUUCAGCUGCUUCUAGACAAUGACCGUUUCUCUUAUUGGACGAAACUUUAUCCUCAACUUGUCCUCCAGUUAAAAGAUGAACCGAAACCUAGUGUAUGUACGUGAGGUUUUGAAUCAAAUUUAUCCCCUUACCACAACAGUGUUAGCAUCAAGCUCUACCUAUUUUACGUAGGUGUUUAAGGCGUAAGUGACAGCUUGCAGAAUAGUUUGUAUGAAGCAACUGACAUCAGCAGUUGGUGUCUGUAGUCUUAAGGAUUGUUAAAUGUCUCCAAUGGACUCUCGUCUAAUGCAUUCAUGUCAAAACAAAACAGAAAACAAGACAAAUGCUGCAGCUUUAUGUCCACAAAUAAUACAACAAAUAAUUCUAAACCACACACUGCAGCAUGUUGCUCGAAAUUCCGACAUCAUACCUAUAACUGCCACCUGGGGGCAGUCAUGAAUGUUUUUCUUUUGCAGUCACUAUGUAAUGUUUGCGGCACAAAUGCGACGUGGACGUGGCAAAUCCAUCUCCUAUGAUCAGUCGAGCUGACAUGCAUGACAGCCACAAUUUCAGACAAUGUAAAUUAUACAGUGUAGUGUUACAGCCAAGAUACAGCAAGACCAAACAAUGUAUUACAUGCCAAAAGGGGGAGAAAAGAAGUAUUUUUGGGAUUAAACUCUUUGUAAUUGA
This is a messenger RNA of Hippoglossus stenolepis (Pacific halibut), 3549 nucleotides long. It is a transcript of the gene arl4ca, whose product is annotated as ADP-ribosylation factor-like 4Ca. The coding region runs from base 454 to 1038 and encodes 194 amino acids. The transcript has a single exon. Gene Ontology annotation, biological process: endocytic recycling; intracellular protein transport. Lineage: Eukaryota; Metazoa; Chordata; Actinopteri; Pleuronectiformes; Pleuronectidae. Gene Ontology annotation, molecular function: GTP binding; GTPase activity. Gene Ontology annotation, cellular component: cytoplasm. The record is from RefSeq and is a predicted model, not a curated record.